AUGUCUCACCCACCUAAUCCGUUCCUCACCACAGGGUUUAUGAUUGCUUCGACUCUUCUCGGACAUUAUUGUGUGAAACAACAGCACCCUAAGAAGAAAAUACCAUCUGAACGGAGAACUAUUGUCUCUGCUCCAGGAAAAGUAUUAAUUACAGGAGGAUAUCUCGUUUUAGAUCCAAAUUACUCGGGAUUAGUUUUGUCUACUUCCUCUCGAUUUUACACCACCAUCUCCGAGUUCUCUUCAACAACAACAACCAAAAACGACCAUUCCUCUACAGAGAAAACUCCACUCGUAAUCGAACUCAAUUCUCCACAAUUUCAUUUCAGCACUCGAUACGAAUUUGUGAAACACUCUGUGGAUGGUUCAUUUGAAUUAAAAUCAAACAGCGAAAAGAGAAAUCCUUAUAUUGAAAAUUCGAUUUUAUAUGCUUUGUGUGUGGCAGAACGAGCAAGAGGAGCUAAAACUGAAAAUAGAAGAAUUUCAAUUAAGCUUGAAGCAGAUAAUGAUUUUUAUUCACAACGCCAAAAUUUAAUUGACUUGGGGCGAGAGGUCAACCUAGAAAACUUGGAAGCAUUAGAGAAAUGCUAUGUUUGUCCAGAUGCAUCAAAACCAAUUCACAAGACUGGACUUGGAAGUAGUGCGGCAAUGGUGACCUCAUUAACAUCUGCUCUUAUUCUUCACUUUACAAAUCUAGAUUCUUCAAAUGAACAUGUUAGAGAAUUAAUUCACAGAGUAGCUCAAUUUUGUCAUUGUUUGGCUCAAGGUAAAAUUGGAAGUGGUUUUGAUGUGUCAGCUGCCACAUUUGGCUCACAAAGAUAUAAGAGAUUUGACACAAGUAUUUUGGAACCCAUCAUGAAAAAAGUAGAUCAUUCUGUUAUGAUUUGCUCGAAUAGCGUUGUUGACGAUAUCGUUCAAGUUGUGGACCCACAUGUGGAAAAUAGUGUGAAAUGGGACAAUGAGCAUUCUAGUUUCGAAUUACCACCAAAUUUCCAUCUCUUUGUUGCAGAUGUAGAACAAGGUUCCAAUACGCCAAGUAUGGUGCGAUGUGUGUUGAAAUGGAAAUCUGAAAAUCCAACAGAGUCAACUGAACUAUGGAAUUCCAUUCGAGAUUUAAAUAGUCAAGUGGAAGAACAUUUCAAAGUCAUCUCAAAACAAGCAAAAGAAAAUACUCUCCAAUACGAACAAACUCUCGAGCAACUCUAUCAAAAAUCAGCAACUGAAUGGAAGAAUUUAUGUUCUGAAUCAAAUGCUGUUAACAAUUCAAUCAUAGAGUCCAUGAUUGCCAUCCGAACAGCUUUUUAUGAAAUUCGUUCAAAACUCAAGUACAUGGGAGAACAAGCAGAAAAUGUUCCAAUUGAACCAGAUCAACAAUCAAAGCUUCUCAAUGAGACCAUGAACGCCAAUGGAUGUCUAAUUGCAGGUGUUCCUGGUGCAGGUGGUUACGAUGCCGUUUUUUCCAUCUUGUUUGCUCCCAAUAAUGGAGAAGCAUUGAAAGCAGUGAAGAAGAAUGUGGAACAAGUUUGGAAAUUUUUCAAACCUUCGAAUGAUGAGAGCGUUCAGUGCCGUGUGACACCUCUCAUUUUGAACGAAUCCAAAACAAAAGGAAUUGAUGUGGUAUUUCAACAAUAG
This is a messenger RNA of Naegleria fowleri, 1629 nucleotides long. RefSeq lists its product as uncharacterized. Gene Ontology annotation, cellular component: peroxisome. The coding region runs from base 1 to 1629 and encodes 542 amino acids. Lineage: Eukaryota; Heterolobosea; Eutetramitea; Acrasida; Naegleriidae. The transcript has 3 exons. Gene Ontology annotation, molecular function: ATP binding; phosphomevalonate kinase activity. The record is from RefSeq and is a predicted model, not a curated record. Gene Ontology annotation, biological process: isopentenyl diphosphate biosynthetic process, mevalonate pathway.